UGUAUACUAAUUCAAUUCGAGAAGUUGUUGAAAGGCUGGCCACCAUGAUACCUCUCUUUUUCAAUUGCACUGGAUUUUAUGGGAAAAGGAAUGACAUAAACUGGAUAACUGAACCAACAUAUGUUGGGAAGAGCUUUGAUGAUCCUUUGGAAUAUGUCUUUGUGGAUCAUUUGCCAGAACAGCAUCCGGAGUCUAAUGAUUGUGGGUUAUACACAUGUGCAUUUGCUAAAUAUAUCAGCCAAGGUGUAUUUGAAAUUUCAGAAGAAGAUUUUGAUGCCGCUCUUCAUCGUCGGAGGUAUGGUGCCCUGCUGUGGGAUUAUGCAAGAAAAAAGCAGGCUGAUGGAGCUAUUAGUGAGAGUGAAGUAACAGGAAAUGUUACCAGCAGAUUGGGUGGUCCAAAAAUUUGCAAGGAACCAGUACCUGAAAGGGAGAAAUUAAUGAGACUAAAACGAAAAGUUUAGAAUUCUUAGAAUUAGUGACUAGUUAUUAGUUUGUUGGUGAAAGAAAGAUGAUUUUUG
Molecule: messenger RNA, 518 nt
Organism: Lycium barbarum (goji berry)
Lineage: Eukaryota; Viridiplantae; Streptophyta; Magnoliopsida; Solanales; Solanaceae
Exons: 2
Coding region: 45-461 (138 amino acids)
Source: RefSeq, a predicted model, not a curated record